Durusdinium trenchii is the source of this 1072-nucleotide messenger RNA. The record is from the annotation of a GenBank genome assembly. NCBI's taxonomy places the organism in Eukaryota, Dinophyceae, Suessiales, Symbiodiniaceae.
UAAAGAAGCAGUAGCACACCUUAUGGCCACAAUUGAUACAACAGAACAUACCAUUUCGGGGCGCGCUCCCCCUUUCUGCACCACGGGGUCGGCGGAUUUUUCAGUCAAGAACGCCUCCAACAAGCAGACUCCACAUGCCACCUUAAGAUAGUCUGUUGCAACAAAAAGUGUUCGAUGUUUUUGGUUUUGACAUGUUUUGACGCCGUGUUACACCGUUUCGCGUGCUGUUUUUUGGCGGGGGUGUUAUUUGUAUACCCAUUUUCUCCGCCGCACCACAGAAAUGUCCGUCGCUUGUAAUUCCCAAGAACUAUGUUUUCCUCAAAACAAUCACAACAAAGACAUAUCAAGGGAGAUGUAGACCCUUGGUCUCCGGCCUUUACGGGAAGUUGCAGUUGGGCGUCUCUGUAAGAUGGCUCAGGGAGGAGUCUUGCCCGCCAGGGAGAGAGAGAGAGAGAGAGAGAUGGAGAGAUGUAGGUAUCGUACAUCGGCAUGCGGUAUGUCUCACAAGUCUAUCAGAGCUUGAGACCUUCAACUUCGCCCCUACCACUUCAACGUUCAUAAGGCCAACUUCCCACACUGAGGACAGUUCUAACUCAGUUUCCAGCUCAUCCAAGAAUCAACCAUGCAGCGACUUCUUCACCCACCCAUGCAGCGACUUCCCAACACUCACAGCAGACCGAGGAUGAUCCCUGGCACUGAUGAGCCCUUGGGCCCGCUGGGCGGCGCAGCGCAGCUCCUGCGGCAGCCGCGCUACUUCCUCAACGCCUGCGGCGAGACGCUCGCGUGGAUCGACGAGGGCAAGCUGCCCGAGGAGAAUGUGGAGGCAGCCCGUGCCGUGCGGGAUGCCUUGCCUUUGAGCGCCACCGCAGUGCGUGCCGCGGUGCCAUGCGGCGCAGCGGCCGGGCAGCUGUGCGAGUGGGUGAUGGCGAUUUUCGCCUACUUCGAUGCCGUCGAAAACUGGGAGCCCUGAGCUGAGAGAAAACGGGCCACCCGCCGACCAGCCAUGAAGAGGUCGUGCACUGUUUAACGGGAGGAGGAGGGGAGGAGGAGAGACCCGUGAUGAUUAGUAUAG